This is a messenger RNA of Pyricularia pennisetigena, 210 nucleotides long. RefSeq lists its product as uncharacterized. The record is from RefSeq and is a predicted model, not a curated record. The transcript has 2 exons. NCBI's taxonomy places the organism in Eukaryota, Fungi, Ascomycota, Sordariomycetes, Magnaporthales, Pyriculariaceae. Bases 1 to 210 code for a protein of 69 amino acids.
AUGCCUCACCAAACCUCCACCAACGACCUCAAAUCCGUCCUCGACAGCCGCCCUUGCGAGUUCAAGAUCAAGGCUGGUGGUGCAACAUGGAAGGCUGUCGUCCACUCUGACCGCGCCGCAUAUGAUCGCGUCAAGGCCCAGCGCAUCAACUCUGGUUCGUCUGUGUCGUCGGGGAGCUCCAGCGGUGCCUCUUCCACCAAGUCGACAUGA